AUGACUGCGUCGGAUCCCCCUGUCCCUUCAAAUUGGGACUUUACUCCAGUGCAUGACCUACUGCAGUCACCCGCUGAGGGCUGCAUUGCUAGACCUGGUCGUCACAAAGAAUCAACCAUCUCCUCGCUUGGUGAACAACAAGCCAAGGAUGAUGUCCGUUACACCACUAAUGGCAGGCGUGUGGAUCCUAUCACCCAGCGCAGUAGCCCAGAGCUUGGUGACUUCGGUUCUCUUUGGGAGCUUCUCAAUGAGGUCGCUACUCCUGCAAGUGUCACACCAACUUUAGGGUCCGCAAAGACCACCAAGUCCGAGCUGGAAUCGCUCGAUGAAUUUCUUGCUAGUUUAGCGGAAAGACCCACGAAGAGGGUCUCAUUCACUGGCCUCUUUGACAUUGAAACAUCCAUUCCCGUUUCAUACAACACCCGUCGCACCAUCAAUGAGCCAAAUCCUCGGGUCCUCAAAGACACCGCCACUGGCUACGCUUUCCAUUCUUCUUCUCGGCCUGAAACGCACGCGACAGGUAUUCCUACCAAUCUCGAGAGUCCACCAUUCACUAUCUUAAAGCGGACCUCGGUUAUUGAGCCUUCUGGAACGAGUGCCAAUGUGAAAUUUGGUGUCCCACGAACACCCCCGAAGAUGAUUGCCAGAGCCAUAGUUGGUAGUCCAAGUGAUACACCCACGGCGAAAUCCAAGUCUCGGUCAGGCAGAAAAAGACCCGGAAGGAACGCCCGCAAUUGCCCAGUCACUUCUGAAGAAAGUGCUGGGCUAGAAUCGGACACAAGCGUUGUAUUUGAUCAUUCCGUUUCUGAUAGAUCUUUGGCUAUCUUUGUCCCAUCUCAAGUGCGUACACCUGGAGCGAAGACUCACCGUUAUGAUACCCCACCGUCGUCAUUUGACGAUCAUGACUGGAUACUGAAUGACGAUGCCAUGCGAGGACUUGGUUUUGGAGGUACUCAUGUGCAGCCUACCCGACAGCUAUCAGCCGCGGAGCGAAGAAUCGCCCUGAUGAGCAGACUCCUCGUCCACUUUCCUGAUUACGCCAAAGUCGUGUCUCAAAUGGGACUGGCUUUGGAGUAUCGUCCCGAUAAUGAUAUUAGCUCACGUCCUAUUCAUGUCUUUGUUGACAUGUCAAACAUCAUGGUUGGAUUUCACGAUUCAGUGAAAGCCUCGCGGAACAUCCCUCCCUCGACCCGGAUUCCUCGUGCCCACAUGUCCUUCGCCAACCUCGCAUUGAUCAUGGAACGCGGCCGUCAGGCCGCCAAGAGGGUCUUGGUCGGCUCGGACCAUCUUCCCUCCGUCGAUGAAGCUGAGAGACUCGGCUACGAAGCGUGCAUCCUCGAACGUGUGCACAAGGUGAAGUCGAUCACACCCCGUCGCACCAUCAAAUCGCAGAAGUAUGCCUCCAGCUUCCAGGGUGGAUCUAGCGGUCCUGAAACGGUCGCCACCUCUGGAGAGCGAUGGGUUGAGCAGGGUGUGGACGAAAUUCUACACCUGAAGAUCCUGGAGAGCAUUUUAGAUACGGUCCACCCGGCUACGAUUGUUUUGGCCACGGGGGAUGCGGCAGUGGCCGAGUUCUCCGGCGGUUUCAUGAAGAUGGUUGAGCGCGGGCUUCAGCGCGGCUGGAAUGUUGAGCUUGUCAGCUUUUCCCAGGGCACUAGCAACGCGUAUCGGAAGAAGGACUUCCGCAUUCGGUGGGGAGACCAGUUCAAGCUGGUUGAGCUAGACCGGUACCUGGAGGAACUGUUUGAGUGA
Molecule: messenger RNA, 1752 nt
Organism: Penicillium roqueforti
Lineage: Eukaryota; Fungi; Ascomycota; Eurotiomycetes; Eurotiales; Aspergillaceae
Product: NYN domain-containing protein
Exons: 2
Coding region: 1-1752 (583 amino acids)
Biological process (GO): protein import into nucleus
Cellular component (GO): nucleus
Molecular function (GO): guanyl-nucleotide exchange factor activity; small GTPase binding
Source: RefSeq, a predicted model, not a curated record